Messenger RNA from Lodderomyces theae, 1083 nucleotides. RefSeq lists its product as uncharacterized. The transcript has a single exon. The record is from RefSeq and is a predicted model, not a curated record. The coding region runs from base 1 to 1083 and encodes 360 amino acids. NCBI's taxonomy places the organism in Eukaryota, Fungi, Ascomycota, Pichiomycetes, Serinales, Debaryomycetaceae.
AUGAUUCAACGAAAAGCAACCAUGGUUGAAUCGCGACUCACUGAGCAGAGUGUAGAUCAAAAUGGAGCAGCAAAGCUGUCCAGCUGGUCUUUGAGGCAGAAAAAGAGUCUACCAAUCUCUAUUCCAGAACCCAAACCGUUCAAAUCUCAAGAAAAUCAAGGUGAAGUUGGCGACGACAAACCGCAAAAGAGAAGACAUUGGCUUCACAAGAGUUCCGGAGUGACUUCAUCAAUGAAAUCGACUGCAGGUAAAACUCCAGAUAAUUUAGUCACCGAAACCAAACCAUCGACUGAAACAAAGUCAAAGCGAUGGUGGGAAAGAGGUUCCCAAAAAGGGAGAGUAGUCACACCUGCAACACUAGCAUCCAGUGAAUCUGAGCCCCAUGACUUGCUCUCUACCGAAUCUAUUGACAUUGCGGGAAGCAAUGUGAUUUCAGUUAUCAAGAGUUUGGAAGUGGAUGACAGCAGACCGAUUGUAUUCGGGAAUUACUCGGGAGAACCCGUUUACAAGAGGAAUAUCACAGAGCCAGCUCUUUUCAACUCAGAAAUACUCAAGUUUUAUCAAUUUGACACGUUUGAAGAAGCAACGUAUCAUUCGUGGAAUGUUUGGACUGUGGGGGAUGACGGGGCAAAAGGAAUUGACAGAAGCAUAGAAUGCAAGAUGGAUCUAGUUGACUUCUUCAAGAGAUUUGAGCAUGAGAAAGUGUAUAUAAUGAGGAGUAUCUUGGUUCCCAAUCUUAAUCAAUUCAAGAAUGGUUACUUAGUGAAGCUCAAGAUCUUACACGGCAAAGAACCUAAAGGUGCAGAAAUUGGAUUACAAGCUUUCAAAAGGUGCUGCAAGAGUUCAAUUUUAAAUAAGGUUCCGGACAAUGCCAUUAAGAUCAACAUUUGUGGGCUUACUUACACCAGAAGAGGUUCUCUCACUCAAAUCACUCUAUGGAUCCAUCCAAUCAUGAAUAUGUCCUUUAAUAUUUCUAGCCAAGUGAUGUUGUUGAUAAGGCUGCUUAGCUUGGAAGCUAAGGUGGACAAGAUCACAUUAGUUGAUGUAAACAAUGGAUCCAAGACUGAAAUUGUUGAGGACUAG